Phycodurus eques (leafy seadragon) is the source of this 1586-nucleotide messenger RNA. Its product is annotated as alkaline phosphatase-like. The coding region runs from base 1 to 1572 and encodes 523 amino acids. Gene Ontology annotation, biological process: dephosphorylation. The transcript has 11 exons. Gene Ontology annotation, cellular component: plasma membrane. The record is from RefSeq and is a predicted model, not a curated record. NCBI's taxonomy places the organism in Eukaryota, Metazoa, Chordata, Actinopteri, Syngnathiformes, Syngnathidae. Gene Ontology annotation, molecular function: alkaline phosphatase activity.
AUGGCCGGGAAACAUGUGUUUGUUUUAUGUGGAUUACUGCUUUUCAUUUCAAUCCAGAGAACUGUGUCUGUUGACGAGGAAGAGCUCCAUGCCAGUUACUGGAACAACAAAGGGAAGCAAGCGCUUCACACUGCCCUCAACAUUCAGCCUAAUCUCCACCAAGCCAAGAACAUCAUCCUCUUCUUGGGGGACGGUAUGGGACUAACAACAGUUACUGCUGCCCGCAUUCUCAAAGGCCAAAUGGCAGGGCGGUCUGGAGAAGAGACCAGUCUGGUCAUGGAUACCUUCCCUCACCUGGCAUUGUCUAAGACAUACAAUGUAGACCAACAAAUGCCAGAUAGUGCUGGCACAGCCACUGCAUACUUAUGUGGAGUGAAGGCUAACUAUGGCACCUUGGGAGUAACUGCUGCUACCCCAAGGUACAACUGCAGUGCCACCUAUGGUAAUGAAGUCAAAUCUGUGCUGUAUCGGGCCAAGCAAGCAGGAAAAUCAGUUGGGAUUGUGACUACAACCCGAGUGCAGCAUGCAUCUCCAGGUGCAAACUAUGCUCACACUGCCAACCGAGGUUGGUACGCUGACUCGGAUCUCACCUCUGAGGCCGUCGUAAAUGGUUGUCGAGAUAUCUCGUACCAGCUUGUUCACAACGUUGAGAUAAAUGUCAUACUUGGGGGUGGUCGAGUUUACAUGUUUCCCAGAAACAUGCAAGACCCAGAAUAUCCCAGCGUUAAAGGAGAUCGAAAUGAUAGACAAAACCUUAUUGAUGAGUGGCUAAAGACUAAAAAGAACGCGAAAUAUGUUUGGAACAAAAAGCAACUUGAUGCUGUCAAUCCUGUGAAUACAGACUUCCUGAUGGGCCUUUUUGAGCCCAAGGACUGUCGCUAUGAGCUGGAGCGCAAUCCGUUAACAGAUCCAUCUUUAACUGAGAUGACAGAGAAAGCUAUUGAGAUUCUUAGCAAAAACCCAAAAGGAUAUUUCCUUUUCGUGGAAGAUAAUGGAAGAAUAGACCAUGGACACCAUGGCGGGAGGGCCAAAAGAGCUCUCACUGAGGCUAUUGAGUUUGAUCGAGCCAUUGGGCGAGCAGCUGAACUCACAAGUGAGCUGGACACCCUCUCAAUAGUCACUGCAGACCACUCGCACGUCUUCUCCUUUGGUGGCAAUUCACCCAGGGGAAACCCCGUUUUAGGGAUUUCCAGCGACGUUGCUGAGGACAACAAGCGCUUUACAAUUGCUGGAUAUGCAAAUGGUCCAGGGUACCAGUUUUACAAUGGAACUCGUCCAGAUGUAAAUGAGACAAUUUCAAUGGAUGAUAUGUACCGUCAACAGGCUACAGUGCCUCUCAAUUCAGAGACCCACAGCAUCGAGGAUGUAGCCAUCUAUGCCAAAGGUCCAAUGUCACACCUCUUCCAUGGGGUCCAUGAACAGAACUACAUUGCCCAUGUGAUGGCUUACGCGGCUUGUCUGCCGCCUUACGAGGACUGCAAACUCACCCCUCCCAACCACGCUGGAUCCUUCUACCCCAGCCUGCUACUCCUCCUCAUUGGCCUCAUUAUUUUCUCUGGCUUCUCGUUGUAAUUGUGACCGACAUU